CCUUGGGGGGUCCGCAGGGGGCGAGCAGGUGUAUAAAAGAGAGGACACAUCACAACAGACAACACAACAACACAACAAGGGAAAGGACGACAGCGAGCAAACCAGGAUUCCUGAGCGUUUAACGAUACUUUCUUUCUUUCUUUCUACGGUACAUUUUCCCCUCUUCUCAGGUGUAAGGCGAUGUCACAGCGGAGCGGCCCCCAUCUUCUUCUCCUCUUUGCCCUCUUCAGUGUGCUCUACUCCAGGACUCUCAGUCUGCCCUACGCAUCCAUGAGACCGACGAGACACGCAGACGGUCUUUUCACCAGCGGCUACAGCAAACUUCUGGGCCAGCUCUCAGCCAGGAGAUACUUGGAGUCUCUGAUUGGGAAGCGAGUCAAUGAUGAGCUGAUGGACGAGCCGGUCAAGCGUCACUCGGACGCCAUCUUCACAGACAACUACAGCCGCUUCCGCAAACAGAUGGCGGUCAAGAAGUACCUCAACUCGGUCUUAACGGGGAAGAGAAGUCUAGAAAAUGCCGGGACGAGCGACCAGGAAGAGUCCAGGGACGACCCCGACACCUUCCACGAGAGCUACGACGACAUCAACGUCGACCACUUGCUUAACAACUUCCAACUGCCGCUUUGAGGAGAGGUCCCGACGUCCGGAGUCAUUGUGGUGAAAACAUCCGUUCCAGCAACAACAACAACAAAACAACAGCAUUCACCCAAAGAUCCCAGCAAGGCUAACACACGUCCAGUGUGGUUCUUAUCUAGUUUUCCAUCACUUAACACAUGUAUUAAAC
This is a messenger RNA of Hippocampus comes (tiger tail seahorse), 784 nucleotides long. It is a transcript of the gene vip, whose product is annotated as vasoactive intestinal peptide. Gene Ontology annotation, cellular component: extracellular region; neuron projection. The record is from RefSeq and is a predicted model, not a curated record. Gene Ontology annotation, biological process: regulation of protein localization; adenylate cyclase-activating G protein-coupled receptor signaling pathway; epinephrine secretion. Lineage: Eukaryota; Metazoa; Chordata; Actinopteri; Syngnathiformes; Syngnathidae. The coding region runs from base 181 to 627 and encodes 148 amino acids. Gene Ontology annotation, molecular function: peptide hormone receptor binding; neuropeptide hormone activity. The transcript has 6 exons.